AAUCUGUGGUCAAAUGUCAAUGGAUAAAUAAUAUUUUGAUCGUGAUUUUGAUGAAUUUGGAUUUUAAAUAGUUUUCUUCCAUUAAUUUUUAAAUAAUUAUGUUAUCUUAAAUUUUGAUCACUGGUAAUGAAAGUGUAAAAAAUACGUGUAGUUUAUGUAGUCCACACUCUACAGUAGGCACAAGCCACUGCAACCACUAUUAGUAAAUAGAUGUGGUUUUUCGUAAAUUUCCAGUUUAUAAUUUAAUAGCAUUUCUUGCUCACAAAUCACAAGAAGGACAGUAAAGCAAGUACAAGUUUAUGUUGAUAUGUCAAAUAGUUCUCUAGGCCAAGCUCCCAAUAUGCCAACACUUGGAUCAUUGAACUCUCAAGGCAUUCAGUACGUGAAUAACCCACUUCAGAGCCCUCAAAUACAGUCUGCAUCAUUACAAGGUUCGCCUUCCCAGCACAGUCCAAUGGGCACCCAGCCUCAGGUUGGUUCAAAAGUAAAUCAGGGAGGCGGAGACCAGGCCUCACAGUACCUUACAAGACCUAGACUUCAGGAGCUGGUCAGGGAAGUAGAUCCCACUGUACAGUUGGAUGAGGAGGUGGAGGAGACACUGCUUCAGUUGGCUGAUGAUUUCAUUGACACCACUCUGACUGCUGCGUGCACCCUCGCCAAACACAGGCAUGCUUCCAAUGUGGAGCUCAGGGAUGUACAGAUAUAUUUAGAAAGACAAUGGAAUAUGUGGAUUCCCGGUUUCGGCAAUGACGAACUGCGGCCCUACAAACGUGCUGCAGUCACUGAGGCACACAAGGCUCGGAUGGCACUUAUUAGGAAAACUCUCAAAAAGUACUAGAUUAAUUUUAAUAUAAUGGUCAAAUUGUGAAAUAAACAAUUUAAGAAUUAAAUAA
This is a messenger RNA of Bicyclus anynana (squinting bush brown), 893 nucleotides long. RefSeq names its product transcription initiation factor TFIID subunit 12 (gene Taf12). Bases 308 to 838 code for a protein of 176 amino acids. The transcript has 3 exons. Gene Ontology annotation, molecular function: DNA binding; protein heterodimerization activity; TBP-class protein binding. NCBI's taxonomy places the organism in Eukaryota, Metazoa, Arthropoda, Insecta, Lepidoptera, Nymphalidae. The record is from RefSeq and is a predicted model, not a curated record. Gene Ontology annotation, biological process: RNA polymerase II preinitiation complex assembly; DNA-templated transcription initiation. Gene Ontology annotation, cellular component: SAGA complex; transcription factor TFIID complex; SLIK (SAGA-like) complex.